AUGGCUACCAAGCAAGGCUAUCUGAUGCAGUUUCUUUUGGUGAUGAUUCUUCUGCUAAUGAAGAACCAAGCAACAAUCAUAGAAUCUCCAGCUCCUCAGCCACAACCAUCCGGGACUUUUCCUGCUUACGGUGCAACUCCUGGUAGCCUUCAUCCUCAGGAGUGCGCGCCUCGUUGUAGCGCAAGAUGCUCGAAGACGGCAUUCAAGAAGCCAUGUAUGUUCUUCUGCCAGAAAUGCUGCGCAAAGUGUUUAUGUGUGCCUCCAGGCACUUACGGAAACAAGCAGUUCUGUCCUUGCUAUAAUAACUGGAAGACAAAGAGAGGUGGUCCCAAGUGUCCCUAA
This is a messenger RNA of Fraxinus pennsylvanica, 342 nucleotides long. The record is from the annotation of a GenBank genome assembly. Lineage: Eukaryota; Viridiplantae; Streptophyta; Magnoliopsida; Lamiales; Oleaceae.